This is a messenger RNA of Dunckerocampus dactyliophorus (ringed pipefish), 4714 nucleotides long. RefSeq names its product SATB homeobox 2 (gene satb2). The transcript has 14 exons. Lineage: Eukaryota; Metazoa; Chordata; Actinopteri; Syngnathiformes; Syngnathidae. The record is from RefSeq and is a predicted model, not a curated record. Bases 398 to 3094 code for a protein of 898 amino acids. Gene Ontology annotation, biological process: chromatin remodeling; regulation of transcription by RNA polymerase II. Gene Ontology annotation, molecular function: DNA-binding transcription factor activity, RNA polymerase II-specific; RNA polymerase II cis-regulatory region sequence-specific DNA binding.
GCUACUCUUCUGAUUACAAAGCUGGCGGUUCCGACGACUCCACGGUCCGGUUCUUGUUGCUGCCUGCUGCAACCAUGAAGAGGUCCUUUGCGCAACUUUGAGCGUUUCGAAAAGAAGAGAAGACAAGGUUCCGUUUCGGAGAAAGACCUGCAUCCUCCUCGCCUACACUUCCAACAACUUUUACCCCAUCCCAUCGUGGAUUUCCGGUUCCGAGUUACUGACCGAGAGUGUUAUCCGUGCGUCCGGAAGAGGAGAACCGAACCCCCAGCCCAGCCCAGCCCUGGAUUCACUACUGCUGAUCAAUGGACAGAACCUCCUCAGCGGCCAGCAGCGCUACACACACGCCGUGAACAACUCUUUCUCUCUGACCGGAGCUCCUCUGGGGGUCUGGAAGAGGAUGGAGCGAGGAGGGGAGAGUCCCAUCACGCAGGACAGUCCUGAGCGCAGAGGUGGUGGAGGCAGCAGCCCAGACAUCGGCAGCCUUCCGCCACCGGGGAAGAAGGGGCGCCUGGAGCUCAACGGCAGCCCCACAGGGCCCCGCCUGCGCCACAACGGGGCACCGCUGAGACCCCUCGGAGGUCUGAUGAUUCCCGUGUUCUGCGUGGUGGAGCAGUCGGACGGAGGGAUCCAGGUAGAUGGAUGUGAUGGAAGGGAGGAGCAUGCAGAGUUUGUCCUGGUGCGGAAGGACAUUCUCUUCUCUCAGCUGGUGGAGACGGCCCUGCUAGCCCUCGGCUACUCGCACAGCUCGGCCGCACAGGCCCACGGCAUCAUCAAGGUGGGGAGGUGGAACCCUCUGCCCAUCCACUUCUUGACGGACGCCCCAGAGGCUACAGUGGCCGACAUGCUCAUGGAGGUCUACCACAUGGUCACUCUACGUAUCCAACUACAAAGUUUUUCCAAGCUGGAGGACCUGCCCUGCGAGCAGUGGAACCAUGCGACCGUCAGGAACGCUCUCAAGGAGCUCCUGAAGGAAAUGAACCAAAGCACUCUGGCCAAAGAGUGUCCUCUGUCGCAGAGUAUGAUCUCGUCCAUUGUGAACAGCUCCUACUACGCCAAUGUCUCCACUAGCAAAUGCCAAGAGUUUGGUCGCUGGUACAAGAAGUACAAGAAAAUCAAAGUGGAUUAUUUGGAGAAGAUGUGGUCUGGUCGAGAUCCCACUGACAUCAAAAUCGAGCGAGACAAUAUAGCCGAAUUCUGCAUGCUCGGCCAAAGACCUCCUCCUCACUUGGCCGGCCUGGCUCAGCUGGGUCACCUAGGGGGCGGCCUAAAGGCGGGCUCCGGAGAUCCGCAGGCGCCCUCCCAGCCUCCCCAGCAGCCUCCUCCACCCCAGCAGCAGCCCUCACCCCAUGGUCCCCUCCACCACAGCCCCCCACUCCACGCGGGACAGGUGCCUGCUCCGCCACCUCCCCACCCGCCCGGCGCCCUCCAGCCCCUGCUGGGCCCAGGUGGGCUGCUCUCGCCUCAACUCUCCCCACAGCUCGUGCGUCAGCAGCUUGCGAUGGCCCACCUCAUCAACCAGCAGAUAGCCGUCAGCCGCCUGCUGGCCCACCAGCACCCGCAGGCCCUCAACCAGCAGUUCCUCAACCACCCGCCCAUCCCACGGGGCUCGUCCAAAGUUGGUGGCGACCACCCUGGGAGCAACCCCUCGGCGGCUGAAGUGUCAUCGGAAAUCUACCAGCAGGUCCGAGACGAACUGAAAAGAGCCAGUGUCUCUCAGGCUGUGUUUGCCCGUGUGGCCUUCAACCGCACACAGGGUCUGCUGUCAGAGAUCCUGCGGAAGGAGGAGGACCCUCGCACAGCCUCACAGUCGCUGCUGGUCAACCUGAAAGCCAUGCAGAACUUCCUCAAUCUGCCCGAGGGCGAGCGGGACCGGAUUUACCAGGAAGAGCGGGAGCGCACCAUGAACCCCUCGGUGGGCCUACCUGCCUCCAACUCGUCCAGCCCCAGCACUCCUCGCCUCUCGCAGAAAGUGUGGGAGAGGAGCUUGGACGAGCAGAUAACGCCUGAUACCUGGGCCUCCAUUUGGAAGAACAAGAAUAAGAUAACCAACUCGCAAAAGCCAUCAGGCCCUGCCCCUGACCUACCCAUCAAGCUGGAAUCGCUGGUGAACAUCACGUCGGGCAUCUAUGAUGAAAUUCAGCAGGAGAUGAAGAGAGCCAAGGUGUCCCAGGCUCUGUUUGCCAAGGUGGCAGCCAACAAGAGUCAGGGUUGGUUGUGCGAGCUUCUCCGCUGGAAGGAAAACCCCAGCCCGGAGAACCGCACCCUUUGGGAGAACCUGUGCACCAUACGGCGGUUUCUAGCACUCCCGCAAACCGACAGGGACAUGGCAUACGAGGAGGAGUCGCGACAUCAUCACAGCGAGAGGCUCCACACUGUCCUCCACCUGCCGCAGGACACACAGCUCUUUUGUCUGUCUCGCCAGGUGCUCCACAGACCACCUCCAACCCAAAUGAAGGAGCAUCGCUUGUCUCCAAUGCGAGAGGAGCUGCUAUCUGCCCCCGUUACCGAGGAGGGUGCUCAGAAUGCGAUGACAGGAGCCGGAGGUCCACCCAGUAGUACUGGUAGUGCUAGUAGCAGUAAGAAGCCACGAUUGCGCACAAAGAUUUCCCUGGAAGCCUUGGGCAUCCUGCAGAGCUUCAUCCAGGAUGUCGGCCUGUACCCAGACCAGGAGGCCAUCCAAACCUUGUCGGCACAACUCGACCUGCCCAAGCACACCAUCAUCAAGUUCUUCCAGAACCAGCGCUACCACGUGAAGCACCACGGGCGCCUCAAGGAACUGAGUGAGGGGGCGGCCGCCAGCGGAGGCGUGGACGUCAGCGAAUAUCGGGAGGAGGAGUUGCUCUCGGGCUCUGAGGAUCCGGAGUCCAGUGAGGACGGGGCAGAGGAAAUCUACCCGUCAGAGGGGAGUGGUAGUGGUGGGAGCACUGGAGGGCUGAGCCAGCCUCCCGCUUCCUCCAACUCAAGCCAGGCGUCCUCUGGGAACAGCUUGGUUCAGGAGGAAGGCAAGGACAAGGGGCAUGCCCGGCCAAGUGGCCCCCUAGCUCCAGGAAGCUCCUCAUCUAGUCCCAGAGAGCAGCCGGACUACCAGAGGUAGAGACGGCUCAACAGAAUAACGGAGAAACAAUGAGGGGAUUAGGAAAGAGUUUAAGACAAUGUACAGUUUAUGUAGGCACAGGAAUCCCAAACCACUGGCCAGAAACAUUUCAUGUUGACAAUCUAACUUUCUACUUUGGCCCUCUGUGUGAAUGUGAAACAUCUCUGUAACUUUUCAAGGUAGAACAACUCAAGAACCACCGAAGAUCCAGAAAAAUGUGCUGCCAGGAUAAGAUUAGCUCUAGCCAAAGACAAUUCUAUUCCUCUAUUAACUCUGAGCAGCACAGUCACAUCGGAUCCUCGUGGACUUGAGCUUUGGGCCUUCGGAGACCUCUCGUAAAAACCUCAGGACACACGCUCUCGUGUUGCUAAUGCUGUUCCUUGCCGGAGAAGACUAACCGCGCAUCGUCACAACCCCUUGAGAAUCACUCCCAAUCCUAUCUAGCACUUAGGACUAUUUUGUGGAUGUGAUGUACCCAUGCUAACCCUCGCACCCCUCAAGCUCCAUAUUCCCCCGCCCGAGACUCACAAAACUGUGAGGUUAAUAAAUGAACCACAUGAAGAGCGAUGGACUGUUUUUGCAUGGGGACCAAAGUCAAGAGGACAUAGCAUGAAGGGACACUGUCCCUCCCUGGCACCACCCACGUGUGGCAAAAAAGCCAAAAAACAGAGAGACUCGUGCGAAGAUUCAGCAGCCAAGCAAUCAGUCACUUUACGAGUCUAUCCCUUCCACGCUUUCUCUGAAUCUAACCCCUCUCCUUUUUCGUCUAAUUGAUGCCCACGGUCUUGUGUCUAACCACACCUACCCGCACUUAAACUUCACCAACCCUAUUUAUUGCUAUCUUUAUCCAUGAUUAUUAUUAUUAUCAUUAUUGUUAUUAUUGUUGUUGUUAUUAUGGUUAGGAUUGCUAAGUGCUAUUUUUAAUUUGUAUUUCCAUGCUGUUUUUUUUCCAACAAGCGCAAUUAUUUUGAUAACAACAAAGAAGAAUCUAAAAAAAAAGAAGCAGUUACUGAGUGGUAAAAAAUAAAUUGCUGUUUUGUGUUUUGUUUUGUAAAAGCAUCCAAAAGGACACGUACAAAAAAUGGAACUUGUGCUUUACAUUGCUGCAGUGGAUGACAAUCGACUAUUUUGAGCCAUGACAGGAAAACAAAACGUGGCUAGUCUAUUUCUAUUCUUCACUGUUAUUGUCUGUAUAUACCCCAAAAGCGGGAUAAAUUGUUAUCAGUGUAUGUCUAUUUUUUAUUUUGCAGAGUGACUUUAAGUGUUUAAGAGCCAGUUUGCAGAAGCAGUUUUUCUCUUUCCCGGAAAUCAGUUUUGUUGUGUCAGCCAAAUGCCAUCGUUUGGAGCAUUUAAGAAGAAGGACUCCAGAAGAAGAAGUGAAAACUGUUUUGUGUUCAUUGUCUGGUGCAGUGGUUGUACACACAUGUUCAGAAUAUUGUGACAAUGGAUAGUUUUUCUCAUGAGCGUCUAAGUCGGCUGCUAAACUCCAACGGAUGACCUGCCUUCUAAUUAUUAUCACGUCAACAUGCGGAUCAGAUAUUGUUGCUUUUCUGUAAGACAGGAAUCAGGGUGAAACACAGUUCCGAUGAAAUAGUUCAUUCAGUGUUGAAGUGAAUAAAA